CAACCUAAACAAUUCUAUGAUUCUGUGGACAACUUGUCACCCCCCAGAGACCCUGAAGUCCUGUUCCAUGGUUGGUCCUGGUGCAGGAGGCUAUCCCACCCCAAGUUUAAUGAGACUUCUCCCCAACCACGUCUCCAGUCCAUCCUGGUCCUGCUGAAGAGCAGCCCUGCCCUCCUGCCUCCUAUCUGCUAACUCACAUCUGGCUCAGAAAGCCAACUGAACCGAAACCAGCAGGAGGCGAGGAGGAAGCAUCGCGUGUGCUCGCCCUCUUCUCGCUCCUCUGUGCUGCCUUUUUGUGGCGUUUGGGCUGGGGGUUGAUUUCCCCCCAUUGGCAGUGAGGAAACGGCUGAGCCAGAAGAAGGAAUGUCCUUCUCUUCUUCCUGCAAAGUGAAGCUUAUUUGAUCCUCUCCCAGAGGUAGGUUGGGAAGAGCCAUGGCUAUGCAGAGUCCAGUGGAAAGCCUGCACAGCGAAGCCACUUGCUCCAUCUGCCUGGGUUAUUUCCAAGACCCCGUCUCCAUCCACUGUGGCCAUAACUUCUGCCAGGCGUGCAUCACCCACUGCUGGGAAGGGCUGGAGUCACAUUUCUCCUGCCCGCAGUGCAGGCAGACGGCUUUGCAGAAGAGUUUCCGUCCCAGCAGGGAGCUGGCAAAUAUUGCCAAAAUUGCCAGGCAGCUGAACUUGCGGGCAGGAGAAGGAGCAGUGGGAUGGGAGAAUUUGUGUGGGCAGCACCAGGAGGCUCUGAAGCUCUUCUGCAAGGACGACCAGCAGCCCAUCUGCAUGGUGUGUGACAGGUCCCAGGCUCACCGCUUCCACACCGUGGUCCCUGUCGAAGAAGCUGCCCAGGAAUAUAAGGAAGAAAUCCAAGCCCGCCUACAGGCUUUGAAGGAGGAGAGAGAAAAAUACCUGGAAAGCAGAAAAACUGGAGUAAGGAAGAGCUCAUACCUGGAGAAAACCAAAACUGAAGGGAAGAAGAUAGUGUGUGAAUUUGAGCAAUUAAACCAAUUUUUGAAGGACCAAGAGCGCCUCCUCCUGACCCAGCUGAUAGACCUGGACAGGGCCAUCACCAGGAUCCAGGAUGAAGCAGUGGCAAAGGUCUCAGAAGAGAUGUCCCACCUUGACACCCUGAUCUGGGAGAUGGAGGGGAAAUUCCAGCAGCCGGCGAGCCAAUUCCUGCAGGACAUCAGAAGACUCUUAAACAGUUGUGAGAUGAUGCAGUUCAACCCUCCGGUGGAGAUUUCCUCCGAUCUGGAAAGAAGGCUUGAGGACUUUGUUCAGAGAAACAUCCUUGUGAGAGGCACACUGAGGAAAUGCCAAGACGGCCUGAUGUUUAAAUUGCAAGAGCCAACCAACGUGACCCUGGACCCAGCCACAGCUCACCCCAACCUCUACCUCUCCGAGGACCGAAAACAAGCCAGGGGCCAACUGACCCAGCAAGACCUCCCGGACAACCCAGAGAGAUUUGACUUCGAACCCUGCGUGCUGGGCUGUGAGGGCUUCACCUCAGGGAGACAUUUCUGGGAGGUGGACGUGGGGCAGGGGGGUGUCUGGGCCCUGGGGGUGGCCCGAGCAUCGGUCAAGAGGAAGGGACCGAUGAGCCUCACCCCCAAGGAGGGGGUCUGGGCGCUGGAGGCUUAUUACUCACUCGCAUCCCCCCGUGCCAACCUGCACCUGAACCCACUUCCCAGGAGGAUACGGGUCUCCUUGGACUAUGAAGGGGGGCGGGUGGCAUUUUUCAGUGCAGAUGAUGAUGCUCCCAUCUUGGUUUAUACCAGAGCCUUGUUCAAUGGGGAGAGGGUCUUCCCCUGGUUCAAGAUGGGGAUGGGGGCUCGUUUGCAAGAAAUCACCCAAAUCCCACCCUCAGAGGACCAGUCCAUGACUGGGCAGCUGAUGUCCCCUCUGGACUGGGUAGGAUUCAGGUUUCCCCUCCAGAUCUCUUUGGGGUGGCGCCUGUACAGCAAGGAUGGGGAGAUGGGGACACCAGCAGAUAGCAGUGAGGAGGAAGGAUCAGCAGGUACAAGGUCAUGGAGUCAGAACACUGAGGGGUUGAUCAAGGAUGGAGAGCACUCAGGACUUCCAAACCUGGAAGACCUGAAAAAUGAGAUUGAGAAGAGGCAGGCAAAAAAUGCCACCAAACCCUCAGAGGAGAUUUCCCAGCUAGAUACCCCAACACAAGGGCAGGAAGAGAAGAAUCAGCCAUUGGAUGUGAAAAGCACCAUCAGCAGGUGUGGGAAAGUGACUUUCCAGCUGCCAGUGGAUGUUUCUCCAGAGUCAGAGGAGAGAGUCUGUCACUUCUCAUGGAGGAACAGUGCUCUGAAGGAAACUCUGAAGAAGCUACAAGCCAUCGUGACCCUGGACCCUGACACGGCUCAUCCCGACCUCAUCCUCUCCGAGGACCAUAAGAGCGUGAGACGCGGGGAAGGACGACGGGACCUGCCUGAUAACCCUGAGCGAUUUGACUACUGGCCCUUCGUGCUGGGCUGCCAGGGUUUCGUGGCUGGCCGGCAUUGUUGGGAGGUGGAGGUGGGGGACGGGGGGGAUUGGGCUGUGGGGGUGGCCCGUGACUCCAUUCGUCGGAAGGGGCAUCUCAGCCUCUGCCCCCAGGGAGGGAUUUGGGGGGUAGAGAAGUGGGGGGGACAAAUCCGGGCGCUCACCACCCACAAGGUGACCCUGCUACCCCUCCGCUGGGUGCCCCGGCGGGUCAGCGUCCACCUGGACUACACUGGAGGGACGGUGGCAUUUUUCGAUGCGGAUGAGGGGGGGCUUAUGUUCAUCUUUUCACGUGCCUCCUUCACCGGGGAGAGGGUCCGCCCAUGGCUCUGGGUGGUGGGGGCCAGGUCCCAGCUCAGGCUGUGUCCCUGA
Haliaeetus leucocephalus (bald eagle) is the source of this 2859-nucleotide messenger RNA. Its product is annotated as E3 ubiquitin-protein ligase TRIM39-like. The transcript has 12 exons. Bases 433 to 2859 code for a protein of 808 amino acids. The record is from RefSeq and is a predicted model, not a curated record. NCBI's taxonomy places the organism in Eukaryota, Metazoa, Chordata, Aves, Accipitriformes, Accipitridae. Gene Ontology annotation, molecular function: protein binding; zinc ion binding.